Messenger RNA from Eriocheir sinensis (Chinese mitten crab), 3564 nucleotides. RefSeq lists its product as uncharacterized. The coding region runs from base 489 to 2924 and encodes 811 amino acids. The transcript is spliced from 7 exons. Gene Ontology annotation, molecular function: transmembrane signaling receptor activity; chloride channel activity; neurotransmitter receptor activity. Gene Ontology annotation, cellular component: synapse; membrane; neuron projection. The record is from RefSeq and is a predicted model, not a curated record. Gene Ontology annotation, biological process: chemical synaptic transmission; nervous system process; signal transduction. NCBI's taxonomy places the organism in Eukaryota, Metazoa, Arthropoda, Malacostraca, Decapoda, Varunidae.
AGUAGUAGUAGUAGUAGUAGUAGUAGUAGUGGUAGUAGAAAGCCCCUUUGACAAGUAGUAUGCUAAUGUAACAGUCAACCCGCUUAACUUCGCCAUAGUUAAAGAAAUCGUUAAAAUAAUUCGGUUAACAUGCGAGUGUUUACGGUAAUGAUAGAGUUCCUCCUCUUCUUUUUCUUCUUUUUCUUCUUAAUCUUCAUCAUCAUCUUCUUUUUCUUCUUCAUCUUCUUCUUUUUCAUCUUCUUCCUUUUCAUCUACUUCUUCUGUUUCUUCUUUUUCUUCAUCAUCAUCAUCUUUUUCUUUUCACCUUUUUCAUCGUCAUUAUCAUUUUCUUCUCCCUCCUCUUCUUCGUUUCGUCUGCAUCGCGAGUUAACGGUAGUGAUACACAGUUCCUCUCCCUGCUGUAAGGUGUCCAUCAAUACCGAGCCAAGUAUUCAAUAUCUUUUAUCCACUGUGCUCUCCUUUCUUCUUUGCAGAAGACGUCCUCAGCCAUGCUCAUCCACAGCCUCGCCCUGGAUGGCCGCCCCGACGAUUCCACGGUUCUCCUUCUGCCUCGCCUGGCCGCCGCCCUUAACACUAACGCUACUAUCAAUGGCAGCGGCGUGGGCGGCGUGGUGUGCAUCGGGGAGUGCGCGGCGCUGGCCUCCUUCAGCCUGUGCCUGUGGGUGAACCUGCUGCUCAAGAUGCCGGCAAGCGGGGUGAUCAGCUACUUUAUCAGCAACUACGUCCACAACGCUCUCAACAUACGGUUGGACGACCAGAGGUUCACCGUCGGCUACAUGCAGGACGGGCACUCCGCAGCAGGGGUGUUGUCGCCGCGCGCCUGGCACCUGCUGUGCCUGGUGCGCCGCGGUGACACCACCACCUUCACCCUGGACGGCCGCCACGUCCUGGACAUCGGCUCCCCCCUGCCGCUCAUCCUCAACGGAAGCCUCGUCCUCGGCAACGACCAGGACAAACUCGACGGCGGCUACACCCCCACGGAGGCCUUCCUCGGGGAGAUAGCGUGGCUGGGGCUGUGGGACGUCGCCCUCACCCCCGGGGACCUGGAGGCCCUGCUGGCGUGUCGCCCCGCCGGCCGGCCCCCCAUCACCCCCGCCCGCCCGCCCUGGCUUGUGCGCGGACACAUCACCACGCGCGAAGGUAACCCUUGCCAGGAGAGAGACGCCCCCAGCACCAUGCACGUGCUGGCGCCUGCACCGUACAGCGUUGCCAAGGACUUCUGCCACAAACUCGGAAUGUCGCUCCCGCUGCCCGACUCCGCCGAGGCAUCCCGGCGCCUGGGCGGGGCUCUGGAAGCAUUCACCACUGACGGCUGCGUCUCGCCCAACGCUGCGCUCAGCUUCCUGUGGAUAGCGGCCGAGUACCGCCCCGAGGAGGGCCGCUGGGUGGACGGCCGCAGCGGGGAGGAUCUUCCCUACCGGCCCACGGACCUGACAUCGCCCGUUGACAGCGUGGCCCAUGCUGUGAUAGGUCCCACAGGGGUGUGGGUGAACCCCAUCGAAGAGGAGCAUUGCUUCCUGUGUGAGGGCGUGCUUAAGGAAGGCUCCCACUUGCUGUGGGGGUUGUGUCGUGCACCGCUGUACUUCUGGCCCCGCACCCAGCCCACGGGCAGCAUGUACUGGCACGGGCAGGCGGGAGUGUCGCUGGUGCAGCGCGGCGGCCUGUGGGUGCUGCGCCAGGACUCGGGCGGCCGGGUGGUGGCCCAAACGGAGAGCCGCGGGCUGCCCUUUGGCCGCCGCUUGUGGGAGGUCCUCAACGUCUCGCUGUGUGAUGCACCCGCUGCCUCAACAACGGGGGUCGCGCCCCUGUCUCUGAGCGACUGCCGCGAGGGCUUCUUCAGCUGCUGGGAGAGGGGCUGCGUGCCCAUGGACAAGCGCUGCUCCCUGACGCCCGAUUGCCUCGACGCCAGCGACGAACGGAACUGCCAGCUGGUUCACCUGCGGCCCGGGGAGCGCCACCACCUCCCGCCACACUCCCUUGCCUUCACGCUGGACGCCUCACUCAGGCUCAGGAAGGUGUCAGUGGCGGGGACGCAAACCGGGCCGGGGGUGCUGCGGGCAUCGGUGGACGGGGAGAUCACGUGGCGCGACACCAGACUCGACUUCCACAACCUGCAGCAGGAACAGGACCUCAACGCCGUGGACCUGGCGCUGCCCGUGUGGCGCCCCGCCCUUCAGGUGGUGGGGGAGGCGCGGCUGGCGGGCACGGUGGCGCCCCGGACAAGGCUGCUCGUCUCAAGGGAUGCCAACGGGACUGUUAUUGGCUUCGAGACGGUGUAUAAAGGACGAGACAACCGCUUGGUACUGCUGGUGGAGGUCGCGGCGCACGUGUCCUGCCCGUUCAACCUCGGCCGCUACCCCUUCGACAAGCAGGCGUGCAGUAUGACGCUCCACCUAGCGAACCUCCCGGAGCAGCACGCACGCUUCAGCCCCCACGCCCGCACCCACGCCUGCCCGCGCAACACCAUGGUGGAGUUUGUACUGGAGGACUGCACGCUUCACCUUCAGAAUGGGUCUAAUGUGGUGCGCCUGAACAUGGUCCUGCGGCGCCGAUGGUCGUACCACCUGUGGGCCACCUACGUCCCCACGGCCCUGCUGCACCUCGUGGGGUACGGGACCCUCACCGUACGGACCGAAGACUUCCAGAGCCGCGGCAUGCUGAGUCUCCUUGCCAUGCUGGCCUUGAUGGGGCUCUACUCCGACACCCUGGCCGCCCUGCCCUCCUGCUCCUACCUCCGCCUGCUGGACGCCUGGCUCCUCUUCAGCGUCGCCUUCCUCGCCGGCGUCAUCGCCGUGCACGUGGCCGCCAAUGACCCGCGCCGCGCCGCCUCACACGUCAUCCUCCGCCUCGGCAGAGCUGUCCUCGCCGUCCUCUACUGCAGCUUCAUCGCCGCCUACUGCCUGCUCCUGGCCGCCACGCGCUGAGCCGCUGCUGUAAGGUAUUCCCGGAGUCAACCCUGGAUCUCAUCGUCGAAAACAGCCACGACAAGACCUAAACGGAAACAACAGUAACACUAACCUGUGCCCUGCCAAAAGAAGGAAAGCAGUGGAACUGUUAUUGUGGUGCUGCACCCAAAGAACACAGCUGUUAGCGGUGUACUUGAUAAUGUAAAUUUCUAGUGAACCAGUGAGGCGAAGUAAAAAUUAGCAACUUCGAUUUCCAAAUAUCCCCCGAGAAGCCUGUUCAAAGGCAGCUCAGAAGAGUGAAGUUUCUAUGCGAAAACACAAAUUUAGAACAAUUUAAUAAGGAUUUUGUUAAAAACGUGAAUGUUUUAACUUGAAAGAAUAUCCUUAACCGUCCUUCUGUUUUUAUUACUUUUGUGGAACGGAACUUUUCAAAACAUAGAGGAAAAGUUCCUUUACUUACAUUACUAUUUACUCAAUAUACAUGUGACGUUUGCACUUCUAUUUAAUUUAUGGGGAAAACAAAACAUGAUCUCUAAUUAGUGUUAAUACGGAUAAAGUAUCCAAGAAAAGUACACUUUCUAUUCAUAUUAAUCGUUUACAUCUUCAGUGUUUUAGCUGCACAGUAUUGUAUCUCCGACAAAUAAAGAAAUGUUCCAGU